AAAUUAUGCGUUUCGCACGCACACCACGCACACCUCACCAUUUCACAGACGCACAGCACAAACCAGCCGCUCCGCUUGAGAGCCAGGGACGUGUCUGUAGUGCGUGUGUGCUCGUGUCAGUCCGUUUUGCGUGUCUAGUAUCUCUGAUCGUAUGUUCCUGUAUCGUCCAUCCUGUUAACUCUUUGUGCCACCAUCGCCUCGGCACCUCACCGGUGUCAUUGCUACAGUAUUGUCCGCGUCCCAGACGUGUUCGUUGCUCUCCCUUCGUAGCGUCGAGCUACACGCUCCAGUGUCGGCAUGGUCGUCCAUUCAAACUCUUUCUUCAAGACACUGGGGCCGUCCCUGCUCGGCAUGAACGAGUACCUGUCGUACGUGGGAGGCGUGCACGGAGUGGUGGCAGCGGCGGGCGCGGCGGCAGCCCUGGGUCUUACCUACAUGUUCGGCCGAUCGGCGACCCCCAUCGAGCCCCUUGUCAGCCUGGACAACCAGAGCAGGCUCGUGUCGGGUCUUGAAAGAAUUAGGACGUCUCGUCUGUGCCACGAUGGAAAGCAUCUUGAGUACCUCUAUGAAGACUGCAGGACAUUGUUUGACGUCAUGUACAGAGGAGCUCGGGUCUCAAACAAUGGGCCAUGCAUGGGCUGGAGAGUCCCCGGCUCUGGCGAAUACAAGUGGAUUCACUAUAACCAGGUCCUCGAGAGGAUUAAGUGUAUCGCAUGUGGUCUUGUCAAGUUGGGAGAGAAGCCCGGCCAACAGACAUUCAUUGGCCUGUACACACAAAACUGCGUUGAGUGGAUUAUCACAGAACAGGCCUGCUACUACUUCUCCAUGAUCAUUGUGCCACUGUAUGACACUCUGGGAGCUCCUGCAUGUGCUUUCAUCAUGAACCAAGCUGACAUUGAGACAGUCGUCUGUGAUACUCAGGAGAAAGUUGAGUGCCUUCUAAAGCAAGCGUCACAAACACCCAAAUUGAAGCGCAUCGUCGUCAUCAAGGACGUUUCCGAGGACGUCAAGCAGAAGGCCCAAGAGGCAAACAUCAUGCUCAUGAAGUUCUCGGAACUCGAGGAGCUUGGAGAGAAGAACUUCAGGCAUCCUCUGCCUCCCCACACAUCUGAUUUGGCCACAGUGUGCUAUACAAGUGGUACCACCGGUAACCCUAAGGGUGUGAUGCUGACUCACCUCAACAUCAUCUCUGACCUCUCUGCUGUCAUGUACCAAUUGGGUGACCUUGCCCCUAAAGGUGAUGAUGUGAUGAUGUCCUUUCUUCCUCUGGCACAUAUGCUAGAACGAUGCUGCGAGAUGGCAAUCUACAUGAUUGGUGGCAGGGUGGGCUUCUUCAGUGGAGACAUCAAGGAGCUUGGGGAAGACAUGAAAGCACUAAGGCCCACAAUCAGUCCCACCGUUCCGCGUCUCCUGAACAGGAUCCACGACAAAGUGAUCUCUGCAUGCAGUGGCAGCUUGAUGAAGCGAACACUCCUGAACAUGGCCCUGAAGAGUAAAGCAGCAGAGCUUGAAAAUUGCAUCGUGAGGCAAAACAGCAUAUGGGAUUCGCUUGUCUUCAAGUCAGUUCACGAAAGCAUGGGAGGACGUCUUCGUCUGAUGGUGGUUGGGUCGGCGCCCCUGGCUCCCAACGUCAUCACCUUCGUCAGGUGUGCCUUGGGUGCCGUGAUCGUGGAGGGCUAUGGACAGACUGAAUGCACUGCUCCAUGCACUUUGACGUUCCCUGGUGACUACAAUGCUGGGCACGUGGGCCCUCCGAUUGCUGCCUGCAGUGUGAAGCUCGUUGAUGUGCCUGACAUGGAGUACUAUGCUAACAACAACGAGGGAGAGAUCUGCGUGAAGGGGCCAACGGUGUUCCAGGGCUACCUCAAGGACAACAAGAAGACUUCAGAGGUUCUGGACAAGGACGGCUGGCUCCACACGGGCGACAUCGGCAAGUGGCUUGACAAUGGUUGCUUGCGGGUGAUUGACAGGAAGAAGCACAUCUUCAAGCUCUCGCAGGGAGAGUACAUUGCUCCAGAGAAGCUGGAGAACAUCUUUAUACGUUCCCUGUUCGUAGCUCAGAUCUUCGUUCACGGCGAGAGUCUAAAAUCCUGCCUUGUAGCGGUGGUCAUACCCGACCAGGAAUAUCUGAUGCACUGGGCAAGGGAGAACUGCAUUUCUGGGACGUACAAGGAACUCUGCAGAAACAAUAUCGUCAAGAAAUCCAUCUUGGAUGACCUCAGCCGCCUGGGGAAGGUGUCGGGUCUGAAGUCUUUUGAGCUGCUCAAGGACAUCCAUGUGCACCACGAAGCCUUGAGCGUAGAGAACGGACUGCUGACCCCAACCCUGAAGACGAAGCGCCCAGAGUGCAGGAAGUACUUCCUCUCCCAGAUCGAGACCAUGUACAGGAGUUUAGCUUGAGGAGGACAUUAGUUCACACGCUUGCAGGCAAUACACUUUUCGGAGCACCCCCUACUUAGGAAAGUAAAGGCACCGUGAAAAAAAAAAGAAAGAGGGAGAGAGGAGGGGAGCACUCUUCUUCCUUUACUCUGGCUGACGGGCAUCAGUUUUGGAUGCUCAUGGACCAUUCCUUUCUGCGGCUAGGUUAAAAUUGUAGUCUUAGUGCCUGCGUGGGGUUUCUCUUUCUCUCUCUCCGUAGCUUUCUCUGGGUUAGGUUUAGCACAUCGUGCUUUGUGCGUAAGGAACAUCGACCAUGCUCAGGAAAUUGGAUUUUUUUUUGGUGAUGUGACCGUGCAUAGGAGAAGUGUUCUUUGACGCCUGGAGGACUGCAAUGUGUGCAGCAUAUUAUUUAUUUUCAGAUUCUCGUGUUUUUUUUUUUUUAGUUUUUUUUUGUUGUUGUUUGAGUUGAAGUCAUACAACAUUACAGGACUAUGUCUUUCAUGUUUAUUUUUUCUUUUUUUUUUGUUUCUAGUAUGGCAGGCUCAUAUCAUGUGAUGGGGAGUGCUAAAGUCAUGUAAGCAUAAUCUAGUCCUUUGAAAAAAAAAUAUUCCCGGUCUUGUGGGCUUAAGAAGUUUGCUUGACCUUUCAAAGGAUCAAAAUGCCUUGUGAAGGCAGUCCUUUUGCAUUGACUCAUUUCGCAUCCCCUAUUUUUGGUGCGGUAGUUCUCUCUGUGUACUUGCAACAUCCAAAAAUUUCGCUAAAUUAUUGGUGCAUUCUCUCGCACGAAACUUCCCCGUGAUACAGUUCUAUCCCACAUUCCAUGCCGAUAUUUGUAUGAAAUUGCUUCGUCUGCCUCUGAAACACAGUUAAACAUGGUAGUCUGAAGGUCUCAUAAGUACCAAAGAACUCGUAGCUUCAAUCCUUUACCUAAUUCAGAAGCUCUACAUUCCACUCUUUCCCCACUCUCUGCAGCUCACAUUAAUCACAAAACACAGCCUCUCUUGCAGCUGCUGUGCCUACAUGUGCUAGAUAAGCAUUUUCUCCAAUGUUGCACCAUGACAAAAAUGAGAGUUUAGCUAACAACACGAAAGGAAAACUAUUUAUAGCGCAUAAAAGUUGGCCUUUGGACAAUAAACACUGUGAUUUCCAAUUC
Messenger RNA from Ixodes scapularis (black-legged tick), 3532 nucleotides. Its product is annotated as long-chain-fatty-acid--CoA ligase 5. Gene Ontology annotation, biological process: long-chain fatty acid metabolic process. Gene Ontology annotation, molecular function: long-chain fatty acid-CoA ligase activity. The record is from RefSeq and is a predicted model, not a curated record. Gene Ontology annotation, cellular component: membrane; endoplasmic reticulum. The coding region runs from base 298 to 2400 and encodes 700 amino acids. NCBI's taxonomy places the organism in Eukaryota, Metazoa, Arthropoda, Arachnida, Ixodida, Ixodidae. The transcript is spliced from 20 exons.